Molecule: messenger RNA, 1403 nt
Organism: Cyclopterus lumpus (lumpfish)
Lineage: Eukaryota; Metazoa; Chordata; Actinopteri; Perciformes; Cyclopteridae
Gene: acaa2
Product: acetyl-CoA acyltransferase 2
Exons: 10
Coding region: 144-1334 (396 amino acids)
Biological process (GO): fatty acid beta-oxidation
Molecular function (GO): acetyl-CoA C-acetyltransferase activity
Source: RefSeq, a predicted model, not a curated record
AAAGUAGGCGGCUCCAGUAUUUAGAGGAAAGGUCGCAGUUUUCUUACAUUCACCACGAACUCAUUCAGAGCAGUCAGACUGACACCAUAAUAUAUCAGUCGAAGAGCUUGAUCCCGGCAGUGUUGGUGUAAUAUUUCUGCAUCAUGGCGCUUCUCAGAGGUGUAUUUGUUGUCGCUGCCAAGCGCACUCCGUUUGGCACCUAUGGUGGCGUGCUGAAGGAUCACAGUGCAACCGACCUGGCUGAGCAUGCAGCCAAAGCCGCCUUAGCAGCAGGGGGCGUGGCUCCAGAACUUAUAAACAGUGUCAUCAUGGGAAAUGUCAUGCAGAGCUCAGCUGAUGCACCUUACAUUGCUCGUCAUGUGGGUCUGAGGUGUGGCGUUCCGAUCCCGGUGCCUGCUCUCACUGUGAACAGACUGUGUGGAUCUGGUUUCCAGUCCAUCAUCAAUGGCGCUCAAGAGAUUUGCCUCCGGGAAUCCGAGGUGGUCCUGUGCGGAGGCUCAGAGAGUAUGAGUCAGGCCCCGUACGCCGUUCGCAACAUACGAUUUGGUACAAAGUUUGGAGUCGAUCUCAAGCUAGAGGACACCCUGUGGGCGGGCCUGACCGACCUGCACAUCAAAAUCCCGAUGGGCAUCACAGCAGAAAACCUGGCAGAGAAAUACCAGCUUACACGAGAAGAAGUCGACAACUACGCAUACCAGACACAACAAAGGUGGAAGGCCGCGCACGAGGCCGGUCACUUCAAAGAGGAAAUUGCUCCCAUUGAUGUGAAAGCCAGGAAGGGCAAGGUGUCCAUGGCCCACGAUGAGCACCCUCGUCCACAGACCACUCUGGAACAGCUGGCCAAAAUGCCCGCCGUCUUCAAGAAGGGAGGGACCGUUACCGCUGCCAACGCUUCGGGUGUCUCUGAUGGUGCUGCUGCCGUGGUGAUUGCAAGUGAGGAUGCGCUGAGUGAGCAUAAACUCACGCCUCUGGCCAGAAUUGUGGCCUAUCACGUUUCAGGCUGUGACCCGAGCAUUAUGGGAAUUGGUCCCGUUCCAGCCAUCACAGAAGCUCUUAAAAAAGCCGGUCUGACUCUCAACGACAUGGAUCUUGUGGAGGUGAACGAGGCCUUUGCCCCUCAGUACCUGGCUGUUGCUAAGGCUCUCGGACUGGAUCCAACGAAAAGCAACGUCAACGGUGGCGCCAUUGCCAUCGGACAUCCUCUCGGUGCUUCUGGAGCGCGUAUCACUGCCCACCUGGUUCACGAGCUCAGGCGACGAGGAGGCAGGUACGCUGUGGGCUCUGCCUGCAUCGGUGGUGGUCAGGGUAUCGCGAUCAUCCUGGAGAAGUACUAAUCCGAGAAGCUGCUAGUAUCAGAAGAAGUGCUGCUGAUGAAUGUCUUGCCUGAACAUUGUCUCGCUUAG